UCACGCCUAUCCACGUGAUUUCUAAAUGUUGAUUUCUGGAAGGUGGACUGAAUGCAUACACAACAAAUGGUACACUGGGUUUCUCACACACAAUGAGCGAGGAUCAAGAGAUAUUAAGAAUUGGGAAGCAAUUGGAGAAGCUAGCCAACAGUGAUACUGGGAAUGAUGAGCAGGCUCUGGACUUGCUUAGGGCACUACAGGGAGUGGAAAUGUCACUGGAUAUGCUGCAGAAAUCUCGAGUGGGCUUAUCAGUAAACAAACUUCGUCAAAAGUUAUCUGGUAGUGAUGUGUCCUCGGUUGCUAAGAAAUUGAUAAAAUCAUGGAAGAGGCUACUCCCUGGCACACCUGGUCAAAGCCCUGCACCCCUCAAACCAGUCAGAACACCUGAAAGUGUUAAGAAUGAAGCUAUAGAUACACCUAAAUCAGAACGACCUGUGAACCACUCAACUCCACCCCCAGUAGCAUACAACCCAUCAGUGUCAGAACAACCAAUGACAUCGUCACAGCCUAAAAAUAGCAUGGCCAAUGGAGCAUUGCGUCGAAUGUCAUCUACGUCGGAUGAUUUUGUGUUGAUGUUCAGUGGGGACAUAUCAGGCAUUUCAAGGACGGGAUCGACUGGGAAUGAAGUGAGGGAUCGAUGCAGGGACCUCGUGGCCAAGGCACUCAAAAAAGGUUUUGAGAAUGUCUCAAUUGAAGAUGAGAUCAAGUUCUACAAUCUAUCCGCAAAAAUUGAACAACACAUUUUCUCCGAGUAUCGAGACACGGGAAUGAAGUACAAAAGCCAAGUGCGUAGUCGAGUGUCAAACCUUGGAGACCUUAAGAACCCCACCUUUCGACAGGCUGUCAUCAACGGCCAUCUACCACCCUCUAAGGUGGCUGUCAUGAAGACUGAUGAGAUAGCAAGUGAAGAGUUGAAGAAGCUUCGUAAGGCCAUCACAAAGGAGGGAAUCCGAGAGGCCCAAGUGGCCCAAGGAGGAGGCACACCCACUGACCUGCUCAAGUGUGGCAAGUGCAAAAAGAGAAACUGCACUUACACUCAGGCCCAGACUCGGAGUGCUGAUGAGCCGAUGACAACAUUUGCGUACUGUAACGAUUGUGGCAAUCGAUGGAAGUUUUGCUGACUGACAGAACAUUAUUUGUCUAGCACAGUGAUUUUCAAUAAUUUUGUUUGGUUAAAUUUGUGUCAGGUUUUGUCUGUCCUUCCUCUUUCUAUAUAUCAAAUCACAAUUUCUCUA
Molecule: messenger RNA, 1235 nt
Organism: Halichondria panicea
Lineage: Eukaryota; Metazoa; Porifera; Demospongiae; Suberitida; Halichondriidae
Product: transcription elongation factor A protein 1-like
Exons: 8
Coding region: 93-1121 (342 amino acids)
Biological process (GO): transcription elongation by RNA polymerase II; DNA-templated transcription
Cellular component (GO): nucleus
Molecular function (GO): nucleic acid binding; zinc ion binding
Source: RefSeq, a predicted model, not a curated record